Vicia faba (fava bean) is the source of this 636-nucleotide messenger RNA. The record is from the annotation of a GenBank genome assembly. NCBI's taxonomy places the organism in Eukaryota, Viridiplantae, Streptophyta, Magnoliopsida, Fabales, Fabaceae.
AUGAACAUGUUUCUCACUAUCUCCUUCUUCAUUUUCUCUCUACUUUCACUCUCUCAUGCAUCAGUAGUAGAUUUCUGCGUAGCAGAUUACAAUGCACCAAACGGCCCAGCCGGAUAUUCAUGCAAAACACCCAAAAAAGUAACCGCCGAUGACUUCGUCUUCCACGGCCUAGCCACAAGUGGAAACACCACAAACAUUAUCAAAGCCGCUGUUACACCAGCAUUCGACGCACAAUUUCCUGGCGUAAACGGACUUGGAAUUUCCAUUGCGCGUUUAGAUUUAGCUGGAGGUGGAGUCAUUCCACUUCACACUCACCCCGGUGCUUCCGAGAUAUUGGUUGUUGUUCAAGGAACAAUCUGUGCUGGUUUUGUUUCAUCUGACAAUGUUGUUUACCUUGAAACACUUUACAAAGGUGAUGUUAUGGUUUUUCCUCAAGGGUUGUUGCAUUUCCAAAUUAAUAGUGGUGGUUCUAAUGCACUUGCUUUUGUUAGCUUUAGUAGUGCUAAUCCUGGUUUACAGAUAUUGGAUUUCGCUUUGUUUAAAAGUGAUUUUCCUACUGAGCUGAUUACACAAACUACUUUCAUUGAUGCUGUUGUGGUGAAGAAGCUUAAGGGUGUUCUUGGAGGUAGUGGUUAA